AUGGCUGCAAUUUAUAAUAAAGUACAAAAUGAGAAUUACAUUCAAAGAGAUAUAGACAAUUGGAAUAAUCCAAUAAUAGACUUAAAAGAAAUAAAAGAAUAUACAGGAAGACAAAGUGAAACAGAUGGAUGGAUAAGAAUAAUAGAACAAAUACUUGAGGCAUACCCUCAAUUACCAAAAGGAAAUGAACCAGAUACGAAAGCAGAUGGAACACCUUUAGGUGGAAAUGCAUUAGCAGAUGAAGAAGCACCAGGAAUAGCAUGGACAGCAACAAGAUUAGCAAACCGACCAGGACAGAAUACAGAUUUAUCAAAUAUACAAGUAAAUAGAAUGUUAGAUGGAGCAAUAAGAAUAAAUGCAAUACUAACAAAUGCUGGAGCAAACUUUUCAAGAAUGGCAGGACAAACAGGAAGAUUAAAUGCUGCACGUAAUGGACCAAUAAAUGAUUGUCAAAGAUCAAAACAAAUUAUAGAACAAAUAGCAACGAAAUUUAGAGGAGAAGCAAAAAUAGCAUGGGAAGCAUUAGGAAUAACAGAAAAACCUAGAACAUGGCUUGAACAUCAAUUUGAAGGAGCAGCAGCACCAAUCGGAAUGAAACAAUGGAUUAUAGAAAAAUUCUUAGGAAGAACAUAUAGACAAGAAAAAUACGCAGACUUUAUGAGACUAAACAUGGAAAAAUCUAAAUAUAGAAGUAGUAUGACAGAAUUCAAUAUUCAUUAUAAUAAUAUGAUGAGAGAAUCAGGAUCAAAUACAAUGCUAAGAGAAAAUGCAAUAGAUCAUUAUUUAAAUAGAAUACCACUUUGGAUAGAAAAAGAAUGCAGAAGAUGGAUAACUACAAAAGAAAUAGCAGGAGAAAAUCCACCUUUACAAGGAAAUAAUAACUCAGUACAAGCGUAUGCAGUAAUAAUGUUCUCACAAUUAAAUAGACAAUCAGGAGAAUUUAGUUCUAGAACAAAAGAAACAAGAUAUUUCAACAGAAAGAGUUAUAAUGAAUUAGAAGAAAAAAUGGAAGAAUUACAAAAAGAAUGUGAACAAUUAAAAAUAGAAGCAUAUCAGGAUAUCUUUUAG
Messenger RNA from Entrophospora candida, 1068 nucleotides. The record is from the annotation of a GenBank genome assembly. Lineage: Eukaryota; Fungi; Glomeromycota; Glomeromycetes; Entrophosporales; Entrophosporaceae.